GCCGUGACGUCACUGAGCACCGUCAGUGGUGACGUCACGGCGGCGCAGGGUGACGUCACCGGGGUGACCCCGGCAGCAGCAGCAGCAGGAGGCGGAGGCGGAGAUGGAGGCGCCGGGGAAGCCAGAGUUGCAGGGCAAGGCGUGUGGGCCAGCGCGGAGCCUGGUGCGCAUGAUCGGCACGCACCUACCUCUCAAGCCCUGCACCCGAGCCUUCAUACAGACCGCUGGGAAGGAUCAAGACAUCCAGCAGUUAAAUGCCAGCCCAGAGGAAGACCAGGACGUGCCUUCACUGGCAGAUAUCAUGUGGAUAAUGGACGAUGAGGGCGAGACCUUCAGCAGACUCCGGUCAGAGCUCAGGCCGGGCAAGCAGAAUCGCCGCACCAACUCCCUGGCGUCGCUGCGCAAGGUUUUCUCUUCCCCGUGCAUGCGUGGGCGUCCCACGGGCGCCCAGCCCCCUCUCGCAGAGGAGGACGCGCCCUCUCACCCCCGUCUGGAGGAAGAGCUGAGCCACCUGCGCGCGCAGAUUGCGCUGCUGCUCGCCUGCAAGCCGACCCUGCAAGCCUCGUCAGGCGCCGAGGACCAGUCGUGCAGCGUGCCGGCCAGCCUGGCGUGGGUUCUGGGCUCUGAGGAGCACAGUGACGACGAAGACGAGACGCCAAACGAACACUUCGGUCCCCUGAGCAACGCUCAGCCUUACAGAGCUUCAUAGCCCAUCGGAUCCCUCCUGCAGUCUCAAUGAACAUUCUGAUUCCAGUGGCACCGCACUGACGGACAACGGGCGCCACCCAGCCGACCCGGCGUCCGUCAUCACGGAGGCCGUCAAGCUCAAGUUUUCGAGUCCUUCCUGAGGAGGCCUCUCGUCUUCCUCUCCCCCCCCGAGUGGCAAGAGGUGGCACUGCCCACGUGGGGAAGUGUUUUCCAACUGAGAGUGUGAGUGAGAUUCGCGUACGUGAGCCGCGUGGCGUAUAAUCCCGUUGCCUUUCCCCCUCCAUGCACCUUUGAGCAUUGCCAACGUGAACGCACAUUUACUUGCCUGUGUUUUAUUGCCCUCUGCUGCACCAUACGCUCUGACCUCAACCCUAAAAUGGCCAAUCUGUAUCGCACACUCGGAUGGAUUCAGUUCACACCAUGAAUUGAGUGAACUCAUAGCGUCAAAAAGUUAUUUUUAGACGGCCACGUGUUACGUGCCAGUUAUUAAUCACUUGUGGAAAGUUACCAGAUUACAAUGUGUGUACACAAGCUUCUUUAUAAAAUAACGGAGUUCAAAGUCCUGGUAAUAUGGGUCUUGCCUUCAUGCGGCUUCAAUGUACAAAAUCAGUUAAUUCGGGCGGGUGGCAUGUUUAUUAAAAAGCCUCACGGUAAAUCGAGGAAGAUGGAAAGCAAGAAGCAUUGGCAUCUCUGUUUUCAUCAUUCAUACACCAUACUCGCUUUUUAACUUACUUUUUUAAGUUUUUUCUUGAGGAAGCCUUCCCUUUUCUGGCUCAAUGCAGGCCUUUAAUUUCAACAAGCAUCCAUUGUUUUAUAUUUAACGUAUUUGAAAGUUGUGAAUUGUUAUCCAGGUUUAUAAAAACUAACAGGUGAUAAGAGAACAAUAUUAUCGAAUCUUUCGCAAAAUGUACCUAUGAUUGAGCGCACUAGCUAAACAUAUACAUAGCCUCGGGAAAACUCUUGUUUGUGACGGUGUACAUGGAAAAUGUUGUAAAUAACAUAAGAUAACUCGUAUGUUAAACGAGUCGCCUGGCAGGUUAUAUCAGGUGAAUGGUGGAAGGUGUUUGUUUGAAUGACUUCCCAGCGCCUCUGUGUCUGAUUCACAUAGUGUGGCUUAGAGGCAUCCCUGCAUUCAUGUAACUGAAGCGUCGAGGAAGUCCACACUUGCUUGGCUGCUGUCACCCAGAUAGUGUUAAUCAUUCAUCUAAUUUCUUCAAGGUAUAUAUGUGAGCGGAAUAGAAGGAGACUAACACCUGCUGGGUUCCGCAGCAGCAUGAGCCAAGGGCAAGGCUGCACUUCCAUCUAUGAUCACUAGCACGCGUGAUGAUGAUGAUGUGUCAUACAAUGUAUGAUACACUGCUAUCUCAUGCAUCUUAGCGGAUCCUCAAUAAUGUGGCGAAUGGUGGACCUGCUGACCUCUGCAGAAAGCAGCGGGCUUAGGUGACACAGUCACAGAUAAGCCGAAUUCUCUUGCGCCAUGAUUUGCAAGCAUGUAAAUCAAGCAUUUUUAUUAUUAAUACGUCUACCGCUGGCGGCGUGUAUGCUGUGCGCGCGUACACAUAUAAUCGCAAAGAUCACCCGUCAACAGCUACGAGGCAAGUUGUGAUGGCCGAAAUGUUCAAUCGUGAAGCUAAUAUUUUCGUCAAACGUACAGUUUAUAAAAAAGAUAGAUUAUCUUCUAAUUUGUUACCAAAAAAGAUCGCAGUAUAUUUAAUUUAUACGUGUGUACAUUGGUCACAAGUGAGAACUUCAAUGACUGCCUUGUUUGCUUUUCACUCGUGAACACAACACCUGCACUGUGACGCGUUCACCCGUGCAGUCUCGUGUCUUUUAAGCCUCGUGGACCUCUCUGUGCGCGUGUGAUGUUCAGUAUUAAUUGUAAUCAAAAUAGUGCAUUGUCAUAUCUUGUUCGCUUGCUGUGAUUUUAAAACUAUCCUUAGAUCGUUUUAUGUUAUUGGUGAACGUGUGAAUAAAGCGAGUUUAAAAGCU
This is a messenger RNA of Lethenteron reissneri (Far Eastern brook lamprey), 2697 nucleotides long. It is a transcript of the gene MTFR1L, whose product is annotated as mitochondrial fission regulator 1 like. Gene Ontology annotation, cellular component: mitochondrion. The record is from RefSeq and is a predicted model, not a curated record. Gene Ontology annotation, biological process: mitochondrial fission; aerobic respiration. Lineage: Eukaryota; Metazoa; Chordata; Hyperoartia; Petromyzontiformes; Petromyzontidae.